Rhodotorula toruloides NP11 is the source of this 4269-nucleotide messenger RNA. RefSeq names its product protein serine/threonine kinase. Gene Ontology annotation, biological process: protein phosphorylation; intracellular signal transduction. The transcript has 4 exons. Bases 1 to 4269 code for a protein of 1422 amino acids. Lineage: Eukaryota; Fungi; Basidiomycota; Microbotryomycetes; Sporidiobolales; Sporidiobolaceae. Gene Ontology annotation, molecular function: ATP binding; protein serine/threonine kinase activity. The record is from RefSeq and is a predicted model, not a curated record.
AUGCCACUCACACCUUCCACCCCCUCCUCUCCCUCUCCUCCCCGCUCACCCCGCCCGCUCUUCCCCCCGACCACCGCCUCCAGUCCAAGUCCCUCACUCGCCCCCGCCCUCCUCCCUACUUCCUCGCCCUCUUCAACGAACUCGUCUGGAUCCGGCUCGGCAAGGCGCGGACGACGCGCGACGAGGAGAGCGGGGAGCGUGCAGGCGCGACGGAGCGUCGCGAGUUUGGGACUGGGCGUGCAGUUCGCGAAUAUGAACGAGCUCACGGGUCACGGUGGGGGCAGUGGGAGUGGGAGCUUGAGUCCGGCUGGGAGCGGGAGUGCGGUGGGUAGUACGAGUCCUUCGCCUCAGCGCAAAGGGGGGUCGAGGAGGAGUUCGGUACAGUUUGCGACGGCGACGCCUUCUUCGCCCCCGAGGAUCUCGUCACCUUCUUCACCGACUAUCCCACCAACCGCAUCGCUCUUCCCUCCCGCCGCCGGCACGACCGCCCCCUCAGCAGCGCCCCUCUCCACCCCCUCCCUCUCCUCUCCCACCUUCUCCUCCGCCUCGCUCGCCACCGCAGGAGCGAAAACCCACCUCGCCUCUUUCCUCUCGGGCAUCACACACCACACGCGCGUGCGGUCUCCCGGUCCAAGUGGCGGGCGAGGCGUGAGUCGGAGCGCGAGUCGGUCGCAUUCGCGUGCUUCGAGCGUGAGUGGGCGGAGUCGGAUGCCUAGCAGCGGGGGAGGAAGUGAGGCGGGAGCAGCAGAAGAGGAGGGCGAGUCGUGGACGCCUGGGGAUGGAGUGGGCGAGUGGGAGGACGGCGCGCAAGGAGGGACGGAGGGGCGGGAGUUUAAUUGGUUCGGGACGGCUCUGGCGGGGUCGACUACGACGAGCGGCUUCAAUGGUCCUACAGGUCGCUUCCGGUCUCCCUCGGCUUCUUCCCGUCCUCCUCCGCACACGAACCGCGCAAGAUCGACCUCCUCUCGCGCCAGUUCGAUCCACACCCGCUCGCGACGCAACUCGCUCACUCCUUCGCUCGCAUCGGCAACUUCUCAUCCGCUCUUGCAUGAGCUUGUGAGGGAGAACACGACGGGGGGUGUUGUGCCGAGUGAGGUUGUGCAAGGAGGGGAGGGCAAGGUACAGCAGUGGGAGGCGACGUACGAGACUUACAAGCCUUCCGUCCUCACCACUCCCCGCUUUCAACGCACAACGACGGACGAAGAACCGUUUCUCGACUCGGCGCCGAAUUCGCCCCGAGCUGGGGCGGGACAACUUGUCGCACGGACAAAGACGUACGACUCGUUCGUCUCGUCCUCCGAAGACGGAGGCGAAUCGGCUGCUUCGAAUGACCUCUCGGCUAUCGACGUCUUUGAGGAGGGCGAGCGGAUCGGCGUUGGAGUCUGGCUCGAAGGGCGCGGAGGAUACGUGCGGGAUUGUUUUGCGGGCAGAGCCGACAUGGACGGCAAGGCGCCUGGGAAUGGGUUGGACGGGCCGCGACAACUCGAGAUUGAGCGCCGGCUCGGCGAGGGCACGUACGCGAUCGUCUACCUCGUUCGCGAGGUGCUCUACGACCCCGACCCGACAGACGACGACAUCCUCUCGCCUAUCGACCCGCUCGCCUCGUUCGAAUUUGACGACCGCCACGCCGACGCCAACUCGGACACCGGCUCGACGAGCGGUCGCCCGCGGCUGCACUCGUGGAGCUCAGACUUCUACGCCCCGCCUCCGAAACCGACGUACGGGCAGUACUACGCCCUCAAGUGCCUGUGCAAGAAGAACCUCACGGAGGACUUGAUCGAGGUGCAGCGCAACGAGGCGUUCUUGCAUCGUGCGCUGCCGAAGCACGAGAACAUCGUCCAGAUGUACGGGGCCUACGAGACGGACGACUGGCUGUUCCUCGUUCUCGAGUACGCCGGCGGACGCGACGCGUUCUACUGGCUUCUCGAGGCGCAGGAGCACGGCACCGAGGACCUGUAUUCGCGCGCCGCGUCCCCCGCCGCCGAGAACAGCCCGAACGGCCGCUCCUCGUUCGACUUUGACAAUCCCGACCCGGACGACUCGUCCCUCUCGCGCACCAUCACAGCCGACACGCCCGCGCACCUCCUCGUUGACGAGACGCCUCCCUCACCUUCGCUCCUCUCGGCUGCAAUGGGCGACCAGCUCCUCUCGCGCAAGCGGCUGCGACUCAUCUCGCGCAUGUUUGGGCAGAUGUGCUCGGCCGUCCAGGCGUGCCACGACGUCGGCAUCUCGCAUCGCGACAUCAAGCCGGAGAACUUUAUCGUCAUCGACGGCAAGGGUGACCGCGGGAGCAGGGCGGCGGGCCUCCCGCCUUCGGCCGUCACGCAAGGACCGGAUGGGAAGCAGGGCGUCGUAGUCAAGAUUACCGACUGGGGACUGGGCACGAUGGAGGAGGUCUGCGAGGACUUUGACUGCGGAAGCAAGCCGUACAUGGCCUACGAGUGCCGCAACAACCUUCGCCCGACGUACGACCCGCGACAAGCCGACGUCUGGUCGCUUGGCCUCGUCUUCCUCAACCUGCUGUACCACCGCAACCCGUGGGCCGACCCGUCGCUCGACGACCCCGACUUUGCCGAAUACGUUGAAGAUCCGAUCGGCUUCCUCCAGAACCGCUUCGAGGGCAUGUCGGACGAGGUCGCGCACUACCUCGCCGACAACGUCUUCUGCGACGUCCUCGAGAUCGUCGAUGGCAAAGAGCGGCGGCGUGUGUCGGCGGGCGAGUUCGGCAAAUGGGCCAGCAGGCUGGUCAUGAUGCUCGGCGAGGGUCAGCUCGGUCAACAGCGGCCGCAGAUCGCGUCGUCCGACUCGUUCUCGGCGUUCGAGUUCUCGCCCGUGGCGACCAUGCCUCUCACAAUCCCGGGCGGCGGACCGCCAACGACUUCGCUCCUCUCGCAAUUCGCGCCGUCAACCGUCAAGGCGAACCAGUCCAUCUUUGACGACUUGCCGAACGAGCUUCCAACGGUUCCCGAAGUCGCUGGCGACUCGUCCUUCCGCUCGAACGCCCCCUCCUUCCCGACGUCGUCGACGCCCUCGCGGCCUGCCUACAUCAGCUCGCCGAGCGCCAUCUCGGAAGACGGCGACAGCCUCCCCUCGCCGACUUUCCCCUCUCCGCCGGUCCCGAACGCUCGCCUUCCUGCCGGCUCGAACACGACUUCGCCAGAAGGUUUGCAGCGACCCUUGCCCUGGUCUACUCCGUCCAUCACGACCUCGCCGCUCGAGUCGCUCCCGACCCGGCCUGACAUCCCGCCCCUGCCCUCCAAAAAGGGCGGCAUGUUCGGCCGCUUGAAGACGCUCGUCAACGAGGGCAAUCAGGACCUCGAGGCCUUCAAGCGGCGAGUCGAGGAGCGGAACGCCUCGAUCGGAGCGAACGCCGACACGACCUCUGCGCCAGCGAAGAUGCAGGGUGCGCGAGCGCCGCGCGGCAAGUACGACUCGCCGUUCUCGUCGCGCGGGUCGGUCGGGACGGCGAGUUGGGGGUCGAACUGGAGUGGAAACGAGCCGGCUGGCGGGGCGGACGAGAGUCGCGGACGCGGGUCGGCGCACGAUCAUUGGUCGUCGGCUUCGACGCGACGGGACCGCCUCGCCGGACGUCGCGGACAGCCUGCUGGACCCGGCAGCGCCGCCGUCGACUUCUCCCCCUCGAGCUCGAGCCUGACUCGCGGCGGCCCGUCGACCCUCUCGGCUUUCGACUCGGCAAGUCGCACGCACACGCCUUUGUCGAGCUUCGGCAGCGUCGGCUCGCCUCUCGAGACCAAGUCGACCGGGACCGCCACCUCGACUACAACCGCAACAGGCCGCGAAUGGCGCAGUCCCAGCCCCUCACGUGCCGCUCCUCGUCCGUACUCGUCCUCCCGUGCACGGGAAUCGCCUCUACCCGCCCUCGCACCCGCACUCGCCAUCACCGGCUCGACGCCUCUCGCUGCCGCCGCCGCGCCUCGACCCAAGUUGCGCGACGCAGCGACGGAUACGAGCGAUCUGGGCAAACUCUCCACCUCUCCUCCGCCUCCGCCCCUGCAAACCUCCGCCUCGUCGCCCACCAUCUCCACCGCCCCCGCGCGUCCCCCUCCUCAGCCCACCGCGUCUCCCGCCCCUUCUCCGACUCCCGCACCCGCCACUCUGCCCAACGCAGCAGGAGGAGGAGGCAAGACCAACAAGCUCGCCAAGAUGCUCAACUCGAUCUCGGUCUUCAACCGCACGCAAGUAGUCGAGAAACCUUCUUCCUCGCCGUCCCCUUCUCCUUCGACCGCGCCCGGGGCGGGGACGCAAUAA